GGAAUGGUCGAUUCGCCAGUUUCAAAAGAGGAAGAACUCACAAGAGAUCUUCAGUGAAGAGAAAGACUUAUAUUAGCGAAGAGCGGUGUACGGGUGGUGUGCGAUUAUUUCUUGGAGAACUAUUGGAAAAUGUACAGCGCGCGGUGUAUUUUGGCGCUUGCGCUAUUCGGUUUCGCGUCGGCCCAAAAGGAAACCCAAGAAGAUCCCUGCAAAUUGAAAUCACGCGUCGUAGGAGACGCUACAUACUGCGACAGGUACUGGGAGUGCGUGCACGGUCAACCGGAAUUAUACGACUGCCCCAACGGUCUUGUAUUCGCGGGAAAAAACAAGGGAGUCACCGAAGGGUGCGACUACCCUUGGAGGUCGAAUUACUGCGACGGAAAACAGCAAGCGAAUUCACCCAUUAGUAACGAACACUGCGGAUGGCUGUACGGUAUAUUCGGCCACGAAACAUCCUGUACUAGAUACUGGACUUGCUGGAAUGGUACCGUUACAGAACAAUUCUGCAUCGGAGGAUUAUUGUACAAUGAAAAAACGCAUUCCUGCGAUUGGCCCGAAAACGUAGAAGGAUGCCAAAAGCAUCCCCUUUGCAAUGAGGAUGCUAACGGUAACGUACCGCUGGGAAAAUCCUGCAACAGAUACUGGCAAUGUCAAGGAGGUUACCCUCGUCUCCAGAGAUGUCCUGCUAUGUUGGUGUUCGACAGGCACUCUUUGAGAUGUGUAGUUCCCCCUACUGAGGAUUGCGACGUACCCUCAACCAUUCCACCGCCUCUUCCUCAAGAUGACGACGAGCUAGAUAACAUUCCUCAGAACAAUCCUAAAAACAAGGGCAAAGGAAAUUUCCCGAAUUUGCCGCCCGGCGCUGUACCCAUACCGGACAAGGGACAGAAUAGGCCUAGAAAUUAGAGUUGUUGGCGAGUUUGGUGGCGAUAAAGACUCAUCCCAGAGUUAAGACUUAUUUCACGAAGUGCGUAUUAUUGUUGCAAAAAUAAAUUAAUAGAGAGUAUAAGUAAGUGUCGUGCAUCGAAUUAGAUUGCGUCAAUAAAUAAUAUUAAAAUUUGAUGGGUUAUUUGAUAUUCAUGCCAAUAAAAUAAUUUUUCUUUUAAUAGAUACUGAAUUUUAUAUACUAAAUAUUUGAAUCAAUAAUUUGUUUUUUAUGACACCAUCAUUAAAUUGAAUAAUAAACUUGCAUUAAAUUAUGAAGUGUUACGCAAAUUU
Messenger RNA from Phyllotreta striolata, 1218 nucleotides. Lineage: Eukaryota; Metazoa; Arthropoda; Insecta; Coleoptera; Chrysomelidae. The record is from the annotation of a GenBank genome assembly.